Molecule: messenger RNA, 258 nt
Organism: Sclerotinia sclerotiorum 1980 UF-70
Lineage: Eukaryota; Fungi; Ascomycota; Leotiomycetes; Helotiales; Sclerotiniaceae
Exons: 3
Coding region: 1-258 (85 amino acids)
Source: RefSeq, a predicted model, not a curated record
AUGGCAAUUUCAGAAAUUAAAUUCUAUGGCAAAUUGAACUGCCCAUUAACUAUCGUCAUGAGCCUUUGGAAGCACAUCAGACUAUUGAGUGGCCAUCAUUCACCACUCGAAGAUAGUAAAAUUACAGAAGUGUUCCGAGAUCCUCAAAUAAGUUACACAUCAGUAUCUUUGGAAAAUGGCCAGCGUGGAAAGCUACUUUCGAAUUGGAAAAUUCUCGUCAUUGAAGGGCAGAAUUUCAUCAUGGAAUAUAUCUUUUGA